This is a messenger RNA of Phodopus roborovskii (desert hamster), 1986 nucleotides long. RefSeq names its product decapping mRNA 1B (gene Dcp1b). The record is from RefSeq and is a predicted model, not a curated record. Gene Ontology annotation, biological process: deadenylation-dependent decapping of nuclear-transcribed mRNA; deadenylation-independent decapping of nuclear-transcribed mRNA; positive regulation of catalytic activity. Lineage: Eukaryota; Metazoa; Chordata; Mammalia; Rodentia; Cricetidae. Gene Ontology annotation, molecular function: mRNA binding; enzyme activator activity. Gene Ontology annotation, cellular component: P-body. Bases 103 to 1857 code for a protein of 584 amino acids. The transcript is spliced from 9 exons.
AGCCUGGAUCCCCAAGAGCCGGAAGGUCGCCCCGCUGCGGUCGCUCGCUCGGCGGUCGAUUGAGGGGGCUUCCUGGAGGCCGGCAAGAGGGCGGGUGGGAAGAUGGCGGCCACGGCGGCUAGUGGGCUGCCCGGGAAGGGGCAUGAUAUCAGCCUGGCGGCUCUGCGGCGCCACGACCCCUACAUCAGUCGCAUCGUGGACGUGGCCAGCCAGGUGGCCCUGUACACUUUCUUCCAUCGGGCCAACAAGUGGGAGAAGACUGAUGUGGAGGGAACCUUAUUUGUUUAUACAAGGUCUGCCUCUCCACAGCAUGGAUUCACCAUUAUGAAUAGGCUCAGCAUGGAAAACAGAACAGAGCCCAUUACUAAAGACCUGGACUUCCAGCUCCAGGACCCUUUCCUUCUCUACAGAAAUGCCACAUUGUCCAUUUAUGGCAUUUGGUUUUAUGAUAAGGAAGAGUGCCAAAGAAUUGCAAAACUGAUGAAAAACCUCACUCAAUGUGAACAGUUGAAAGCCUGUCAUGGAGCUGGAACAGAAUCCUCCCCAGUGAGCCUGAGUUCAGGAGAGGGCAGAGAAGUAGACAUCUUACAGAUGCUCACCAAGGCCAAAGAUGAGUACACUAAGUGUAAGACCUGUUCUGAGCCAAAACAGAUAACCAGUUCUUCUGCCAUUUGUGACAACCCUAAGCUUAUCAAACCUGUCCCCGUGAGACCCAGUGGCAGCGGGAGGCCACAAGAACCCCCACCCAACAAGACCUCGGACCCUGAGCCCCAACACUUAUCUUUGACAGCUCUAUUUGGGAAACAAGACAAAGCUCCGUGUCAUGAAACUCUGAAACCCUCUGGGACAUUCACCCACCACCAUCACCACCACCACCACCACCACCAGCAAGAGCAGCUUCCCGUUCAUCAAGGACUUGCAUGCCCCCUGUCCUAUGAAAAUCCCAGAAGGCUCUCACUCCCCGUGGAGAAGCAACUAUGCCCAGCCAUUCAGAAACUCAUGGUUGGGAGCACGGGGCUACACCCACUGCCACAGCACCCUCAGCAGUGGCCCUGUGAGAGUGGCAGCCCCAGUCAUACAAGGGGACUUCUCCCCGGUCCUGUCCACCUGGGGUCCCCCUGGAACGGUGGGACUGCACACUGUGCACAGAGCACUUGCAGAAGCCACAAGCUGCUAGAGCAGCUUCAAGGUGCUUCUGGAGCAGCGCAUAAGUAUAAGCCCUGUGUACCUGCCAGCCCGGCUGUGGCCCCUCAGGUGGCUCCAUGCCAAAGUGUGAAGCACUCACAGAUGGUGUAUUUCACUGGCCCCCUUCCUCCUCCCACACCAGGACAUCAGGCUCUUAGGAAGGAGCAGUGUGCAUUGCCAGCACAAGCGCUCUCCCUCCCAGGCUGCCAGGAGAGCAGCCCCGGUGUGCUCCCUACUGGGGAGCUGCUAAGAAAGCUUCAGGUCGUACAUCAGGGGCAGCAGCUACAGGCAGCCCCCCGGCCAGCCUUGGCAGCCAGGUUCCCCGUGUCAGCCCAUGGCUCGGGGACAGAAAAGCCCUUGGAAGCCUGGGCCAACAAGACAUCCAGCAUGGAGAAACAGGCUCCUCUUCCUCAGUUCACCUGUGCCCCACUGAGGGAGACUGAUAAUGGGCUCAUGCCCCUGGGAGGCCAAGAACUUCCUGCUGCCUCCUCCGGCCUCCUCCUGCCCCUGCAGAACUGGGAAUCCUCCACCGUGGCCAGCAGGCCCCUCACCAGGCUGCAGCUCCAGGAAGUACUGCUGAACCUCAUCCAGAAUGAUGACAGCUUCUUAAGCAUAAUCUACGAAGCCUAUCUCUUCAGUGUGACACAAGCAGCCAUGAGAAAAGCCACGUGACCAACUAUGUGAGAGCAAAGACUGAGAAUCGAUUCUCCGGAUUCGUCCUGUGAACUGUGUGACCAAAUGCAUUUCUGCCUUUUUAACAAAGUAGAGUAAUACAAAGUAAAAUGGUUUUGUACUGUCAAA